Messenger RNA from Eimeria tenella, 3123 nucleotides. RefSeq lists its product as uncharacterized. The transcript is spliced from 6 exons. Lineage: Eukaryota; Apicomplexa; Conoidasida; Eucoccidiorida; Eimeriidae. Bases 1 to 3123 code for a protein of 1040 amino acids. Gene Ontology annotation, molecular function: metal ion binding. The record is from RefSeq and is a predicted model, not a curated record.
AUGGAACGUCUCCAGCAGCCAGGAGCGCCCCGUUCUUCAAUGGGGCCCACGCGCGUUGAGGAAUCUUCUCCUGCAGCGUCACGAACUCCCGGUUGGACUGUAGGCAUGCUCAGAAGCGUCACGGAGCAGUGGAAAAUAUCCGGAGCUCCCGAGUCUUUCUGUAGAGAUGACCAGGCCUCCUCAAGCCUUCCGCAGAGAGGCCAGGCUACGGCGGACCAGGAGCAUAAUCCCAGUGCAGACAACUCCCAAGAAUUAUCAUGGCAUCAGUCUUUAGGCUGUGAAUCAUUAGAGCUGCCUCAGAGAGGCUACCUGGAAUCCUAUGCUACAGGAUCCAGCUGUGGGACAACUUGCGGGAGCAUGGGCACACAGAGCUCUUCGGCAUCACAGUUUAGUGCCGCUUCCCCAUCAAGAAGUGUAGAUACUGUGUUAUACCAGCGCACGAUAAAUGCUGGUAGCUGGGCGUAUUUGGAAGACUGCCACGCGUCUCUCGGCUCGUCUGCAGCUUCGGUAUCGAGGAGUAGCGGAUCUCCAGCCUACGGCCCUUCGGCCUUUAAUCAUCUUCCUCAUAACACUGCUGUAACGUCGGCAGGUGUUCUCCCCUACACUGUUUUAGAGGAGGAGCUGCCUUCCUUACAAGUGGUCCUAAGGAGCAACCCGUCGGUAACUUUCGCGGAGAGGCCGCAGGAAAGUGGAUCUCGACUUGGACCUCCAGGCCACUCGACGUCACCGUGUCGGUCCGCGCCCAUGCCGAGCUGCAAGCGGCGCGAUGGCGCAUCUACGAGGCAGAGCGUGCACACGCCUAGCACGCACACCGUAAGAUGCGGUCCCUUUGGGCCCAGGACAGGUUCCACGCCGAUGAUGACACCUGUUGGAGUUCCAGUGACGAGGCACUUUGAUCCACUUCGCGCUUCACCGUUUGAUCUUGCCAAGUUUGACAGGCGUGAUCCGUAUCGGCACUUUUAUAUACCAGUUGACUGUCCGUUAGCAAGGAGAUGCUGCAAUGGCGUAUGCCCAUUGGCUCACACGAAGCUGGAGAAGAUUUUCCAUCCAAUUGUAUACAAAACGCAAAGGUGUCAGAUGGCCCAGGUUGCUCAGACUGGUCGGUGCCAGUAUAUCCACAAGUGUGCAUUUUUUCAUACUGAAGAGGACAGGCAAGAAGCUGAGCUGCACUGGAAGGCUUGGGAAGCUGAGUGGGUUUCGUGGCGGCAGCAAAUAGACAAUCUCCUACUCAGGCAUCACAAGCUUGAGAAGGAGAUACGACGAAAAGUCGAGGGCAUAAUUAAAAUCCGCAUGCCUCGGCCAGGGUCAGGAGAUGUUAUUGGGAGAUGUUUAGCUAAUCUCGGCGUUUUGACCAAGUGCAAUGAGCAGCAGAAGGCCUUUAUUCAGCAGAGCUCCCGUGGAGUGGGGCCUGGUCCCAAGGAUUCUGGACUAAGCUCGGCUGUUUCGUCUACAGCAGAGAAAAAUUUUGCGGAAGUUGAGGGCACGAAUGAUGGCGUUUCUGGAGUUGCACAUUCAAUCAAGAGGCAAUCAGGCGCGCCGAACCCACCUUUGGAGAAGCAAGGGGGUUUCUGCAGUGUGACUGAAGGCACGUUGUUUGGCUGUAAGGCCCCUGUGACGGCAAUUGGCACAACUAGUCGUGCAGCCGCGUCCCAGACAGAAUCAUCUUUGUACACGGGCACAGAUUGGUCGUAUUCAGGUUCUGGAAGUGUAGGGGCUUCGCAUCAGUGCAAGCAGGCCGGUGGCCUUUGGGGCAUCGUGAAGACCUCCAGUAUCGGCACUUCCGGCAUCAGCACCAGCUCACCGGCUGUUUCAAAGGAACAGGGUUCAUUGCUCUGGCGAGCAGAACGGGCUUCUGCUCGUGCCGUCUCCAAAGCUGAACUGGAUUCAGGAGAUAAGGGAUUGUCUACGGUGACUUCGUCGGGAAGACAGCAAACUACGGCGGUUUCGACCCCCAACGCUGCUUCAGUGGUAUCGGAAACGUCGAGGGCGACGAGUGCUGCGUGGCUCGGAGACGGCCAGAAAUUGUGUGGGGCGAAGGCGGCAUGGACGAAGGAAAGAGUGGCCAGUUUAGAGGCCCAGGGAGGCAGUGAUGGAACGCUCCAGUGCUUGGAAGGAGCCUCCAUCUGCAACUGUGGCCAGAACAUUUCUGGCUUGGGAAGGACAUUGACUGGAUCUCUGACUGCACAAGACGAGUUCCUUGCAAAUCAGGUACCCCUUGCUGUGUCAGAGGGUGAGGAGUCGGUCCUCCACGCAACACAGGCCUCACGGAUUUUGCCUUACUCACUUAGUGGCACUCAGCUGGAUGCGGUCCCCCAGCAUGUGGUACAGAGGGAGUAUGUUGCACGAAUGGGAAAGCUUGGCAGCAUCGCACCUCCGGGAUCAAGGAUAUCUCGGGACACUUGCAACACCGCUUCUGUAACUUCUUCUCGCAGUGAACAGCGCGGUGGGGACAGAACACAUGCCAGUAGGAGUUCAACCUUUUCAUCAGGAUAUGAUGGAAAUACACGGCCAGAAGUGGAGAGAAAGUUCGACCCUGCCAACCUUCUUCCACUAACAGAGAGCCAGCUGGACGACUCGGGAAAAAUAUGUCUGGUUAGAGCACCGUACCGCUCAGCUGAUGACGAUGCACAAAACUAUAAGUUGGAGGGGCCAGGAUAUGCCUCUUACUGGAGUUCAGAGGAACAGGCUGCAGAAGGCCGCAUUGCUAUACCAGAAGCACACAAAACAGUAGUCCCGUCAACGGAAAUCGAUACAGCUGUGCGCCAGCCGCAAAGUUCCCUCAGUAGAGACUGUGCGCCACUCUCUAAAGAUGAGUGGCACUUCCUCAUGAGGAAUCUGAACCACCUGCUGCGUGCGGCAGCAGAAGAAAUUCUACGCCUGGAUGUUGGGCGGGUCCGAGACACAGGCAGCACGGAUGAACGGCGGCAGAGCAAAGAUCAAGUCAACAUUGAGCCAUCGGAGCAGAUGGCGCAUGAUUGCACAGGUCUUCAAAACACAGGGCCUACUCACCCUGAAGCGACGCUAGCUGUUCAGGACACCAACGUAUCUUCACCGUCUCGAGAGAGCAAGGUGCCAGCCGAAUCGGAUACAGGCUUUCAGCCACACCAGCACGCUCCAGAUUGA